This is a messenger RNA of Gasterosteus aculeatus aculeatus (three-spined stickleback), 2051 nucleotides long. It is a transcript of the gene coq3, whose product is annotated as coenzyme Q3 methyltransferase. Lineage: Eukaryota; Metazoa; Chordata; Actinopteri; Perciformes; Gasterosteidae. Gene Ontology annotation, biological process: ubiquinone biosynthetic process. The record is from RefSeq and is a predicted model, not a curated record. Gene Ontology annotation, cellular component: mitochondrion. Gene Ontology annotation, molecular function: 3-demethylubiquinol 3-O-methyltransferase activity; polyprenyldihydroxybenzoate methyltransferase activity.
CAUGGUUAAAAAUAAAAUGCUUUGAAACAUUGAAACAUUAAUGUACUCCAUAAGAAGAUUUGGCGUAUUUUCUAAAAACAUUCCAACAUUUAACAAAUCUGAAAUAUGUCAAAUACACACCAUACAUGUUAUCCGUAGUCUGCCGUCCCUCCAGGACCCUUGAGGGGGAUAGAAAGCUUGUGGCCGACCUCUCUCGCCCCGGACAGACUUGUUGAGUCCUUCCUCUCUGGCAGGAGGCAGAAACGCCUUCCUCCCAUCAUCAGCUGGUGUCAUUAACCAAGUCCGAGUCCCCACUGACCAGACUCUCCAUGACAUUUGCACAGCCCAUCUAAUUCGUUUGAACGUAUAUGUUAUCUGAUUAUAUAUUUUAGAUCUUAUUUCAUUUUAUAUACAUAAUGUGGCACCAGAUCACAUUCCUAGAUGUGUAACAUAAUAAACGGCUUCUGAUUCUGAUACAGCAUAAAUACUUUAAAAACAAUAUUAUGAAAGGUGGUUAAGCAUCAAUGCUUGCGAUGGUCGAAUAUUCAGGAAUGUAUCACACAAGUAAACGAACAAUAUUUCCUGCAGUGUUCAAAGACUCGUAAAGGGCAACUUCUCUCGCCUGCCACUAGGAACUAAAGUGUAGGUUGUUUCCACCCGAACAGAAAAUACGUGCGCACCGUAGGUCGAGCUGUCGGAGGCGCUUGACACUAGCAACUAGCAGCUAACAGCAUGUACGCCAACAGGUGCGAACGUCUCGUGCGAGGCUUUGUCGGCCGUCAGAGGAGCGCGAGUAGCUGGACGGCGGUGUGCACACAGCGGGCCGUGUGCAAACAGCGGGCCGUGUGCAAACAGCGGACACAGCCCACCGUGACAUGUCACACCAGUGCUCGCUCGGUGGACCCCGAUGAGCUGAGGAGGUUCCAGUCACUGGCCGGCAAGUGGUGGGACGACCAUGGAGAGUUUGCAGCUCUUCACGCUUUGAAUGACUUGAGGGUGCCUUUUAUACGGGACAACCUGCUGAAUGUGCACAGAACCCGUGUUCCCGGGAAGCCCCUCGGCGGGCUCCGGAUCCUGGACGUGGGCUGCGGAGGAGGCCUGCUCACAGAGCCCCUGGGUCGCCUGGGUGCCAACGUGUUGGGCAUUGAUCCAGUAGGCGACAGCAUCGGUACGGCCAAGCUGCAUUCGUCCAUCGACCCGGACCUUCGCGACCGGGUCCGCUACCGGGCCUGCACGCUGGAGGAGCUCUCAGCGGAGAGGGAGGGCGGAGGCCGGGAGGAGCAGGGGGCGGCCCAGUUCCACGCCGUCGUGGCCUCCGAGGUGGUGGAACAUCUGGCCGACUUGGAAACAUUCGGCCUCUGCUGCAACCACGUGCUGAAGCCGGGUGGUUCUCUCUUCAUCACGACCAUCAAUAAAACCAACCUGUCCUACGCGCUGGGUAUCGUCGUAGCCGAGCAGCUGCUGCGCAUCGUUCCCAGCGGGACGCACGACUGGGAGAAGUUCAUCAGCCCGGUAGAACUGGAGCGCCUCCUGGAGUCCAAUGGUUUCUCAGUGCAGUCCGUCCGAGGGAUGCUGUACAACCCCGCGUCAGGAGCCUGGAGCUGGACCGACAGCACUGCCAUCAACUACGCCCUCCACGCCGUCAAAGUGCGAGACGACCCCGACGCAAACCAGGCCGAGGGCCACGCGGAGGCAGCACACAGCUGAGCCAGACGACUCGGGAGCAAGUCAGAAAAGAAGUGGAAAAACAUUCAGAUUCCAUGCGUGGAAUGAGACUGAGGAAGAACUCGCAAUGUUACCGAGCCGCAGCCUAAGUAACCUUGAGUCACACGGUUGGUUUUCCAUCAGCCUUCUAUGCUGUGAAGCGAUACAAAGAGGUGUGUUUAAAAUGGGAAUGUUUUUAGUGUUUGAGCUUGAAAAGGCAAAUCGUGCAUCCUGUAAUUGUUCACUCAGCGGCAGAGAUGCACGUAACCAAACCAAUGCAGAGUUUGUGAUUUCUGCACUGAAUCCGCUUUCUGUUUAAUGUUGAAUAUAUUGUAAUUUGCCACAUCCCUUAUUAAAAUGGUUCUUUC